This is a messenger RNA of Protopterus annectens (West African lungfish), 4020 nucleotides long. It is a transcript of the gene SUV39H1, whose product is annotated as SUV39H1 histone lysine methyltransferase. Gene Ontology annotation, cellular component: nucleus. The transcript is spliced from 6 exons. Gene Ontology annotation, molecular function: protein binding; histone H3K9 methyltransferase activity; zinc ion binding. Bases 238 to 1479 code for a protein of 413 amino acids. Lineage: Eukaryota; Metazoa; Chordata; Ceratodontiformes; Protopteridae. The record is from RefSeq and is a predicted model, not a curated record.
CAAACAUAUUGACCAAUGACAACUCCUAAUAAGCUUCAGGAGCGGAGUUAACUUAGGCAAAGUGCAGUGCACGCUUUUUUGUUUAAACCCACUUCAUGUAUACGAUUCGUUAAAAAAAAUGAAAUGUGCGUCAUGAUGGUACAGAGCCAAUGAAUGGAAACAGGACGGGCUGUAGACUUUUGCUGUGGUCUUUUUUUCUAAGUUCGCCUGUGUCCCGCGUUUUGGCGCUGCGUGAAGAUGGCGGAAAAUUUAAAAGGUCUUGAGGUCAAGUGUUUGUCCCCCAGAAGCCAUCUGCAGGACCUUUGCCGGCUCGCACGUCUUUCUUGUGCCCGUUUGGAGAUAAACAAGAAAAACUUAAAUGAUUUUGAAGUUGAGUAUCUCUGUGAUUAUAAAAAAGUCCAGGAUGAAGAAUAUUAUUUAGUGAAAUGGAAGGGGUAUGAGGAGUCUGAGAAUAGUUGGGAGCCCAGGAAAAACCUGAGAUGUAUGUCAAUCCUCAAGCAGUUCCACAAGGAUCUGGAAAAAGAGCUGCUCCGUCGUGGUGCCAAGGUGAAGAAAGGGAUGCGUCGGCUAGAUCCCAGUGUUUCUCAUCAGUUGGUGCUAAAGGCAAAGCAGCGCAGAGUGAUUAAGCAGUGGGAAAAGCACUUGAAUCUUAAACGUAACCACAAGGGGCGCAUUUUUGUGGAGAAUGAGGUAGACCUUGAGGGCCCUCCUCGGGAUUUUACAUACAUUAAUGAGUACAAAGUUGGGGAUGGCAUUACUCUUACUGAAGUAGCAGUUGGCUGUGAAUGUAGGAAUUGCUAUAAUGAGGCAGUGAACGGCUGUUGCCCUGGUGUCUCAAUGAACCGCUUUGCUUACAAUGAUCAAGGACAAGUGAAGCUUAAGGCAGGUAUGCCAAUCUAUGAAUGCAAUUCUCGUUGCCGAUGUGGCAUAGAAUGCCCCAAUCGUGUAGUUCAGAGGGGCAUUCAGUAUGACUUUUGCAUAUUUCGAACAUGCAAUGGACGUGGUUGGGGUGUCAGAACAAUGGAAAAAAUUCGUAAGAACAGCUUUGUCAUGGAGUAUGUAGGCGAGAUAAUUACAUCAGAGGAGGCUGAAAGGCGAGGACAGAUCUAUGACAGACAGGGAGCCACGUACCUUUUUGAUUUGGACUAUGUGGAAGAUGUUUACACUGUGGAUGCUAAACACUAUGGGAACAUAUCUCACUUUGUAAAUCACAGUUGUAAUCCUAAUCUGCAGGUAUACAACAUAUUUAUUAACAACAUUGACGAGAGACUUCCUCGGAUUGCUUUCUUUGCUACACGUACUAUAUGGGCCGGAGAAGAGCUUACAUUUGACUACAAUAUGCAUGCUGAUCCUGUUGACAUAGAAAGCACUCGAAUGGACUCCAACUUUGGCCUUGCUGGACUUGCAGGGUCCCCAAAGAAACGAAUUCGCGUUGAAUGUAAAUGUGGAACAGAUUCAUGCAGAAAGUACCUUUUCUGAAGCCACUUUUGGAUGGAAGAAAGGGAAAAAAUGAGGAACCACAAGUCUGCCAAAACUGAAAGAACUAAGUUUUGUACAGUUUUUAAAAAAGUUGCUUGGACAACAGCUGUUUUUUUUUCCUAACCCAGAGGAUGACAUCUAUUAUUUAUAUAUAUGUAUAUUAAAAAAUUUCAGGUACUGUUUCAUAUGUCAUUCUGUGCUGGAAGAAGCACCUAAAGGAGAGGUGUUAAAUCCUCCUACAUUGUGACAUGUAUAUGUAUAGUUUUAUAUAUGUGUAUGUAUAUAUUUUUUUUAAUUUGACUUGUAGGGAAGUCGCCCUUCUUGUAAGUAAAACUUUUUUAAAGACGUGAAAUGCCCCUCCCUAAAAGUGGGAUAGAUAAAAAUAAUUUAUAAGUCCGUUUGUGUUCACUUUUAACAAAGAAGGCUUUUAUAUGUUAAUUUUAAGUUCGUCACAGCUUUUUUCCAUUCCUUUAAUGCAUGCUGUUAACUAGUGGAGAUGUUUGGGAAACCUACUGCCAGAUUUCGUUCUUUCCAAAAGUGCAUUUUUUAGUGGACUUCAGUCCAUUAUUUUAACAUGUAAAUCUGCAAUUAAGUUGCUGUAGGUGGUGUUAAUGCAUAAUUUAAUCUGCUUGGAGCACAAGAAAGAAGGCAUCUGGGGAAACAGAUGAAAAGAAUGGGAACUUUGCCACUCUUGGAUUGCUGCCAUUGCGACUGAAAGUGACAUUGCCACUAACCCACCAUUGGUCCACUGCAAAGUUUUGUACUGCAGUUUUGUGACACUGUCUUAAAGCAUCACUUUGCACUAACUGGAAGUUUAGUAUGGGUUUAAACAUCUGCAGCAUCAUUUUUAAGGCCUGCCUUCUAGUGUUGGAGAUGAAGUCACAAAACUAUUUAGCAAGUUUAAAAGCCCAAGAAUGCUUGGAAACCUAGAAAUGCUAAACAAUGUCAUAAGUAUGGUCUGUAAAAUUAUAAAUUCACUGUAAAAUAAUUUGCAUUAUUCUUGUAUCCAUUUUUGGUUGAAUCAUAUAAUCAAAGCUAUGCAGAAAGAGUGGAGAAGUAAUUUACUGGGGGGGGGGGGUUCGCAUUUCAUCAGAGGAAGUUUUUUGCUUGUCGUGUUGUGGAGUUGGAGGUUAUGAACUACUGUUUGUUAGUGUACCAGCGUAAUAACUUGGUGCAGACGACUUAAAGUACUUUUGAUCCCUAUGAUGAACAACAGUGCACUGAGCUUAAAGAAGCACAUACUGGGGCAGUACAUUUAUUACAUUUGUAUUUGCAGAGUGUUCAUAUUAAGGUAUCUUGUACAUUUAUGAUUGCAAGUAAAUGCAGCAUUGAGUAAACUGCAAGGUUAGUUGGUAAAGGCAUUGUUUAAGCUGUUUCAUCCGUUUACUUAAGCAGCCAGAAUUCAGUAUUGGAGUCAUAAAACUGACUUCAUCUGUCAAACUAUAAUCAAGCUGCAGUUUCUAUUUGAAAUACUUGUGAACUUUUAUUGUAUCAUGAAUUUUGGUCCUUCUAUUCUACUUAUGUGUAGUGAUAACUGCACUGAGCUUCCACACAGAUCUAGUUUCACCAUGGUCACCUCAACAUAAGUGUGACAACCUACCUGCUUACUGUUGUGAAGCAUUUCUUUAGUUGGACAUGAGAAUGAUUAACAAAAUAUUCCACACUUUGGUGGCCUGUAUCGGCAGGUGAAGGCAGUGUUUGCAUUUACCACAACACACAAUUAGCAAACAACCACCCACCCAAAGCUAAUAUUUUUCCAGAAUAGGCUUUUGAAUCUGUUUAUAAUGGGAGAGACAGAUGUUUCUACAAAACAGAAUUUUAAUAUAAGCAUAUGUAAAAACUGAUCCCAAACAGAAUUAAUGGAUUUUUAACUUUUCACCUUGUCUGUUAAGCUGUGCUAUUUUAUUUGAAGACUAUAGGUAUUUGGAUUAAUUUUGAUAUCCUGGUAGUAUGGUAAGGUUGCUGCCUUCUAAAACUCAUGACUAUUUCUGUACAAGGUGGUACCAAUGUACCUUAUGUAAUUUUCUUAGUGGAGUGACUGUACUAUAGUUAGUUACACAACACUAAACAGUGCAGGACCUUCCCAAAAUAAAAUUAUUGUAAAAUUAGUUUUAUGCAACAACAUUUAAUGUGAAGGUUUUUAGCUCCUGGUGUUUUUCCUGUGGUAAUUUUUUUGCUUCUGAAUGACACUGCUUGCUUAAGGACCAUUGGAAACCCUUUUGUGCCUUGUCUUUCAGUUCAUGUUUUAGCAUUGUAGUUUAUUCUCUAAAGUAAUGAUAUGCAGGUUGCACAGAUAAUGUUCCAUGUUAUGGCUUCUCCCACCUCUUUUUUUUUUUUUUUUUUUUUUUUUUUCCCCACCGCCAUUUUGCCAGCCAACCUGUUCACUUGAUUGUCAGACAUUUCUGAUUUUUUUGUAUGUACAUGUCUUAGCUGUUCGCACUUCCUUAAAUAUAUGCAUCUAGUAUUUUUGUUGUCUUGAAUUUCCUAGAUUAUUUUAAUAUGUAUUGAACUACAAUAAAGAAAAAGUGUUUCUAAACCUCA